This is a messenger RNA of Dicentrarchus labrax (European seabass), 3499 nucleotides long. Its product is annotated as RNA-binding protein Musashi homolog 1. Gene Ontology annotation, cellular component: cytoplasm. The transcript is spliced from 14 exons. NCBI's taxonomy places the organism in Eukaryota, Metazoa, Chordata, Actinopteri, Moronidae. The coding region runs from base 103 to 1185 and encodes 360 amino acids. Gene Ontology annotation, molecular function: RNA binding. The record is from RefSeq and is a predicted model, not a curated record.
UCUCCCUCGGCUGCCCGCCCCUGAGUCUGGAGCAGCAGCAGCAGUGGAGCUUCACUGCCUCUCCUCGCCUCACAGUGCGGGAAUAUACCAGCGGAGAGCAGAAUGGAUACGGAAGGGAGCCAGAGCAGCCUGUCCUCCAGCACGGACAACUCCCCCCACGACCCCUGCAAAAUGUUCAUCGGGGGUCUGAGUUGGCAGACAACACAAGAGGGCUUGAAGGAGUACUUCUGUAAAUUUGGCGAGGUGAAGGAGUGUAUGGUGAUGCGGGAUCCCGUUACCAAGCGGUCGAGGGGGUUUGGGUUUGUAACAUACGCAGAACAAGCCGGCGUGGAAAAGGUUUUGGCGCAAAACAGGCACGAGUUGGAUUCCAAAACGAUUGACCCAAAGGUGGCGUUUCCCCGCCGGGCCCAGCCUAAGCUGGUGACCAGGACAAAGAAGAUCUUUGUCGGAGGACUGUCAGUCAAUACCACCAUCGAAGAUGUGAAGCAUUACUUCGACCAGUUUGGAAAGGUCGACGAUGCCAUGCUUAUGUUUGACAAAACAACCAACAGACACAGAGGCUUUGGCUUUGUUACCUUUGAGAAUGAAGACGUCGUGGAAAAAGUGUGUGAGAUCCACUUCCAUGAGAUCAACAACAAAAUGGUCGAGUGUAAGAAAGCCCAGCCCAAGGAAGUGAUGACACCGACAGGCUCAGCCAGAGGCCGCUCCAGAGUGAUGCCCUAUGGGAUGGAUGCCUUCAUGCUGGGCAUCGGCAUGCUGGGCUACCCAGGUUUCCAGACUACUACCUACACCAGCCGCAGUUACUCUGGAAUUGCUCCUGGUUACACUUAUCAGUUCCCAGAAUUCCACUUAGAGAGGACCCCCCUCCUGACAUCAUCCCACCCCCCUGAGCUGGCAGCCAUUCCCCUGACUGCGUACGGACCAAUGGCAGCAGCCGCAGCAGCAGUAGUUAGAGGCUCCACCCCUUCACGCACAGCUGGCUUCCUGGGAACCAGCAGCCCUGGACCAAUGGCUGAACUGUAUGCUGCAGCCAAUCAGGACUCAGGAGUCAGCAGCUACAUCAGCGCCGCUAGCCCCGCCCCCAGCACAGGGUUCGGCCACGGUCUAGGGAAAGCCUAUCCGCUCUUGUCUGUGUGUCCUCAGGGUCCGCUGAUUGCUACUGCGUUCACUAAUGGCUACCACUGAGAAGACUCAGGUCACUGAAGAUGGGAGGGCUUCUCCUCUGCUGAUGAGCCAAUCAAAAUGCUGGCUGCCCACUGAUGGUACAACCUGAUUGGCCGGCCACAGGCUCUACCGGGAUCUCCUGGCUCCCUGUGGCUCCACCCACCGACUGAAUAUCUUUUUAAAAUCCUGAACUCUUUUGCUGUACUAAUCUCACUUCAACAUAACAUCCCCGUCUCUCUCCUCUUUUGUCCUCAUGUAGUCUAAUAACUAGGUCUCCCCCUCCGUUAUCCAUUAGUUUCUUUUGAAGGUGAGAAAAGAAAACUGCAAAAAAAAAAAAAAAAAAAAAAAAAUCUCUGAGGAAAAAAUUGUCAUCUUUGACAAAGACACAGAGGACUAUUUUGAGUUUUUUUUUUAUUAUUAUUAAUUUUAUUUCAAUGUGAUAUGUUGUUUCAUCAUGAAAUCCUUCAAAGCUGUUACUGAUGUGAACAGAGAGAGAAAAAGCCGUGCAAGAUGGGUCUUUGUCUGAAAACCGUUUUUAACAAAGGAAGAACAAAUCCAACAAAGUCCUUUUUUAAACUCGAGCAUCACGGAAACAUGGAAAAAAAAAACUAAAAUGUAUAUUUUGCUAGUCUUUAAAAACAAAACCUUUGUAAUAUUGUUAUUAAUAUUGACAUAAUAAUGAUAAUCUGUAAGGUAUUUUACUCUGUAAUUGGUUUUAAAGCAAUGUUUUUAUGUCUUCCUGUAAGAUAUUGUACAUAAACGUUGGGGUGAGGGGAGGGUGGGGGGUGGAGGGUUUACUGAACCGGCUGGCAUGUAAUGGGUUGGUUUGGAAAGGGUUAACAGCGAUUUGACUGGAUGUCAUCUACUACUAUGUGUGGUCAUCUCACUACUUUUAUCAGUAUGCAUACGGUAUAUGUGUACGUUCUUUGGCCAGUCCGCUCCAGCGACUCUUCAGCACAGCGCUGCCGUCGAUAGCUGUUGAGAAAUAAAAAUUCCAGGAGUUUGUCUGGCAUAUUCGUUCAGUUAAACCAUAGUUUUUGUUACAAAGUCAUCACUUUGUUUGGUUUGCUUCUUGAAAAAGCAACAUUAUAAUUUCAACACCAUGAUGAACCAGAUUUCUUGCAUCUUCAUGAAAACUACUUCAGAUUUAAGGCGAUGAACGUUGGAAGAAUCACAAACAGGAGAAAUCAGGGGUUCACGGGGUCGGGGGUUGACUUGACUUCCUCUUUUUUGAAAAUAUUAUAUAUAUUUUUUUGCGCGAUUCACUUCUUAAUGUUUUUUGUUUAUUGUUUUCUUUUUUUAAAAAUUCUUUUAUGCGGUGUUCGCCGUGAAAACAAAAUGAAGGACAUUCUCAGAGAAGCAAUUGUAGAAAACAUCACAAUCAUGUUCUGUCCUCUUAUCACUAUUGAAGGUGCAUGUGAUUGCGUCUGAGUGUGUGUGAGUGAGUGUUUGUGCGCAUACAUCAAGGUGUAAUAUGGAACUACUUUUGGCAACGAAGGAGCAUUUCGAUUGCCAUUUUUUUUGGUACUGAAAAAAAAAAAAAAAAGAUCGCCCUGCUCCAUUUUGGCUCAUCUGCUCCUCUCCCCUGCCUCUCUCCCAUUUCAUAUUUAGUUGGAAUAAAUUUGUGCUCCUCUGGAAGCAACAUAUUAUUGUUUAUACACAGUUGCUGCUCCGUGUAGUGGUGAACAGAGGGGGUUUGGGCAGGGAACCAGAAAUGGAACAGGGUCUCGCUCCCAGCCGGCUCUGAUACAGGACCUCAGUACAGACGACACUGGCUGGCAGGAAAAGUCAAAAAGCUGGAACAAAUUCAACAUUUGCAAAAACAAGAAGCCUGUUUGUUCAGCCUUCUUGCUGCAGCCUGUUUGAUGUUCAGCACAGCAGAAAACUUCCUGAUCCAGCCAGUGGUUCUUCUGUCAGACCGCCUGGGACACGACAUAAAACUACUGCUGGACACCAACACUGUAACUUUUUAACUUACAAUAAAGCAAUAAGUUAUUUUUUACCUUACAAAUGAAAAUAGUACUAUUAUUGGUAAUAGCAGACGACGUGUGGAUAAUUCUGCGGCAUUAAGACUUAUUUUCAGAAAAAAAAACUAUAUUUUUCUGUUUUGAGAUCUUGUUCCCCUUGUAUAUUGAUUUUAAUGCUGUCUUUUGUUGUGUUGAUGUAAGGAAAAGGGCCAAUGCUUUGGAUGGAGCUUGUAGCUCUACAUGAGCUGAGUUAAAGUUUAAGAUUUGGGCUGUCCCCCGCCAAGCUUUACAGCAAUGCUUUUCUUUUUUCCUUGUUUUAUUUUUCUGAUAAUUUCAAUUUUAAAAUCCUAAUAAAUUAUUCUAAAGCA